Messenger RNA from Acinonyx jubatus (cheetah), 1859 nucleotides. RefSeq names its product legumain (gene LGMN). The transcript is spliced from 13 exons. Gene Ontology annotation, molecular function: cysteine-type endopeptidase activity. The coding region runs from base 59 to 1360 and encodes 433 amino acids. Lineage: Eukaryota; Metazoa; Chordata; Mammalia; Carnivora; Felidae. Gene Ontology annotation, biological process: vacuolar protein processing. The record is from RefSeq and is a predicted model, not a curated record.
UGCUUGACUCUCUGCUUUUUUCUCCCCAGGUUCCUGCCGUUGAACUCUGAGGCACAGAAUGAUUUGGGAAGGAGCUGUGUUGCUCAGCGUGGUCCUGGGAAUCGGUGCUGUUCCCAUGGAUGAUCCCGAGGACGGGGGCAAGCACUGGGUGGUGAUUGUCGCAGGUUCAAAUGGCUGGUAUAAUUAUAGGCACCAGGCGGAUGCAUGCCACGCCUACCAGAUUGUUCACAGAAACGGGAUUCCUGAUGAACAGAUCAUUGUGAUGAUGUAUGAUGACAUUGCCAACUCUGAAGACAACCCCACGCCAGGAAUCGUGAUCAACAGACCCAAUGGCUCGGACGUGUACGCAGGGGUCCUGAAGGACUACACUGGCGAGGAUGUGACCCCAGAAAAUUUCCUUGCUGUGUUAAGAGGUGAUGAAGAAGCAGUGAAGGGCAAAGGAUCUGGAAAGGUCUUGAAGAGCGGCCCCCGGGAUCAUGUGUUCGUUUACUUCACCGAUCAUGGAGCUACUGGAAUACUGGUGUUUCCUAAUGACGACCUUCACGUAAAGGAUCUGAAUAAGACCAUCCAGUACAUGUACAAACACAAAAUGUACCAAAAGAUGGUGUUCUACAUCGAAGCCUGUGAGUCUGGGUCCAUGAUGCGCCACCUGCCCUCCGACAUCAAUGUUUACGCGACCACGGCUGCCAACCCCACCGAGUCGUCCUAUGCCUGUUACUAUGAUGAGAAGAGGUCCACGUACCUGGGGGACUGGUACAGCGUCAACUGGAUGGAGGACUCGGAUGUGGAGGACUUGACCAAAGAGACCCUCCACAAGCAGUACCAGCUGGUGAAAUCCCACACCAACACCAGCCACGUCAUGCAGUAUGGAAACAAGUCGAUCUCUUCCAUGAAGGUGAUGCAGUUUCAGGGUAUGAAACACAAAGCCAGUUCUUCCAUCUCCCUGCCUCCGGUCAAGAACCUUGACCUCACCCCAAGCCCUGAGGUGCCCCUCACCAUCAUGAAAAGGAAGCUGAUGAGCACCAAUGAUCUUCAGGAGUCCAGGAAGCUCGUGGAGAAGAUCCACAGGCAUCUGGACGCUAGGCAUGUCAUCGAGAAGUCAGUGCAAAAGAUCGUCUCCUUGAUUGCGAGGUCCGGUGCUGAGGCGGAGGGGCUGCUGUCUGAGAGAGCCGAGCUCACGGCGCACGACUGCUACCGGGCAGCCGUGUCUCACUUCCGCACACACUGCUUCAACUGGCACUCACCCACGUAUGAGUAUGCUUUGAGACAUCUGUACGUGCUGGUCAACCUUUGUGAAAAACCUUAUCCGAUUGACAGAAUAAAAUUGUCCAUGGACAAGGUGUGCCUUCAUUACUACUGAAACACUGCCUUCCUGACGGGUUUCCACGUGGGAACACUGCCGCUCAGAACGCGUGCUAAUCCGGGCAGAAGAGGUAGAACAAGAGGGAGGCCAGCCUCCCAGGCCCUCCUGGGGAGCACGGACAUUCCCCGGGCCACCCUCUAGGCCUUGCACAGAGACCUGCUCACCGCUGCCUACUUCCCCAGCCUCCUGCAGGUCCCGUGUGAUGCUCCGAUAAAACCACAGAUUGGUGUGGGGAAAGCUCUGUUGAGUAUAAUUGCUUCUUGGGAGGUGUUUGUGCUCAUUGGUUUGAAGGAGCAGGAAGUUCACUGGGGCCUCUGUAGCCAGUGAAAGUCUGUUCUGCGGAAUUUGAAGCAGGUAGGGUGAUUUUAUCGAAGAGGGAUGUAUGCCCCAAAUGGAAAACUAUUUUUAGGAAAUCUCAUGAUUUUUGAUUGCUUUUGUAUCUUAUUUAUCAAUAAUGGGCAAAUCUCAAAAAAUAAAAUUUUAUAAUGGAAUCUGA